CUUUCUGACAAGGGAAAGCAUGGAAGGCGCUUUUGCAACUUUACCCGACUUAUAACUAUAUUUCAUGCAGGUAAAUGCAUUAAGGAGCUACGGUGACAGAAGAUGAUGAUGAAGUACAAACUGUUCACGGGGAUCUGUUGCAGGCUAUACAGUGCCUCAAUUAUGUCGAUGAAUGUAGCUUCUCACAGACAUUUCUGCAGUUCAUUUCUGACUGAUAUUUCCUCACCAGAAACUACAGUGACAGUAGGCAGCCAGACUUAUGCCAGGGAUGAGAUGACAAACGUGACACCGCAUAUACUGUCCAAAGUUGGCAGCAAUCUUCAUAAUCGAAAGUAUCACCCUCUGAACUUACUGAAGCAAAGGAUUCGAGAUCACUUUUACAAAAAUUACGUCAAGCCACGGGGCAACCCGAUAUUUACUGUCGUUGAUGACUUGCCACCUGUUGUCACCAUUGAACAAUGUUUUGAUAGCUUAUUGACUCCAAAAGACCACGUGAGCCGGAAACCAUCAGAUACGUAUUAUGUAAACAGGCACCAUGUGCUUCGCACCCACACCUCGGCUCAUCAGUCUGAUUUGAUUCGCAUGGGUUGUGACCAGUUUCUAGUGAUUGGAGACGUGUACAGAAGAGACACCAUAGAUAAGUCCCAUUACCCAGUGUUCCACCAGUGUGAAGGUGUGAGAUUGUUCACAGAACGUGAGCUUUUAAUCAGUAAAUUCUCAGAACAGGACAUGGAAGGUUUGACGGUGUUUGAGCAGGGCCCUCGUAUCCCAGCCAAGCAGGCCCCUCACACACAGGAUGCUGUUGUCCUUCUGGAGGCCGACCUGAAGUGGACACUGACAAGAUUGGCUCAUGAUAUAUUUGGAAAAGAUAUAGAGACCCAGUGGGUGGAUUGUUAUUUCCCAUUCACACACCCGUCCUGGGAGCUGGAGAUCAAGUAUAAGGGGGAGUGGCUGGAGGUGCUGGGCUGCGGGGUCAUGGAGCAGGAGAUACUAAACGAAGCUGGAGCUGGGAACAAGGUGGGCUGGGCGUUUGGCCUGGGUCUGGAGAGGUGGGCCAUGAAGAUGUACGACAUCCCAGAUAUCCGCCUUUUCUGGAGCCAGGACUCUGGCUUUCUGUCUCAGUUCAGAGUGGAUGAUGCCAAUACACCUAUUAAGUACAAACCCGUGAGCGUCCAUCCCCAGUGUUACAAUGACAUCUCCUUUUGGAUCCCGGACAAUUACACUGAAAAUGAUUUCUACGACUUGGUGCGUGGCCUGGGGAGUGACAUGGUGGAACAGGUUGAACUCAUUGACAAUUUCACACACCCCAAGAAGGGUCGAACCAGCCACUGCUACAGAAUAACAUACAGGCAUAUGGACAGGGCAGUACAUCAGGAGGAGGCCAAUAAGAUACAUGCACUUAUCACCGAGGCUGCUAUUAAUAAUCUUGCAGUGGAAGUACGAUAGCAUUUUGCCCCUGCCCACGCCCCCUCCCCCCUCUCCUCACAAGGGUGUAAUAUAUCAUGAUGAGCUUGAGUCAGUAAUAUCCCCCCCCCUCCUCUCCCCUCAGAUCUGUCAUUGAAUUGUACUGAUUGAAUCACUGACACUUGUAAUAACACAAUAAAGGCAAAACUCCAAUAUUCACAAGAGUACAUUACAGUUACACAGCUUGGAACAGUUUAUAAAACACUGUGUGGACUCUGUGAGCUAUUUUUAUACAUUUUUAUGGCAUUUUAUGGCAUUAUCGUGUUGGGUACCUGUAAUGCAUUGAUUGAUGCAUAUGAAUCAUUGAAUUUCUG
Messenger RNA from Lingula anatina, 1778 nucleotides. Its product is annotated as phenylalanine--tRNA ligase, mitochondrial. The record is from RefSeq and is a predicted model, not a curated record. Gene Ontology annotation, molecular function: ATP binding; phenylalanine-tRNA ligase activity; tRNA binding. Gene Ontology annotation, biological process: phenylalanyl-tRNA aminoacylation. NCBI's taxonomy places the organism in Eukaryota, Metazoa, Brachiopoda, Lingulata, Lingulida, Lingulidae. Gene Ontology annotation, cellular component: cytoplasm; mitochondrion.